Messenger RNA from Symbiodinium natans, 816 nucleotides. The record is from the annotation of a GenBank genome assembly. Lineage: Eukaryota; Dinophyceae; Suessiales; Symbiodiniaceae.
AUGGACCGUGAAACAGUUCGUAGCCGGAGCCGAGACAAGAAGGGAGCUCGCGGCAUGCGUGGGUGGAGCGACAGCGACUCAGACGAUGGCGGCAAAUAUCAACUGAAGGCUCCAACAAAGCUUGCGCCAGUGUCUGGAUGGAAGCAGGCCGAGAACAAAAAGCCGGCCGGGUCUCAGGAUAUCUUUCUGCGACCUGCCCCGGUGAUCUCGGGAAUCCGCUUGGUUCCAGCACCAGGCGAUGAUGAGGAGGAGGAGGGCAGCGAUGGUGAGAAGAUCCGCAAGCCUGUCGCAAGCCGAGGCAAGCCCUUGAAAGCUGCCUCUGCAGAUGAUCUGGCGCACGUACGGGCUCCAAAACAGGACGCUGCCUCAGACAACAAGGCCGCCCGGGAGGAUGGCCACAAGGCUUCGCGAAAAUCAAAGGAGGAGGACAAGCCUCAAAAAGCAGAUGAUCGAGAGAGCAAGAAGAGGCGAAGGGAAGAUGACCAAGGCGAAGGUCGAGGCAAGAAGGAGAAGGACCAGAGCGGAACAGAGAAAGCUCACCGGUCUGACCGAGACCGUCGAGAUGAUCGUGGUCGGGAGAAAUCUGGGCGUGAUGAUCGAGACCGAAGGGAAGACCGAGAUCGACUAGAAAAGACUCGUGAUAGGGACCGCCAUGAAGGGCACGAUGGUCGCCACAACAAAAGGCGAGAGGAAGAUCGCCGCGACCACGAAGAACGUGAGCGGCGUGAGCGGCGGGAGGGUCGAGACAGGGACCGUGGCCGUGAAGACCGGCGAGAUCGAGACAGAGAUCGGGAUCGAAGCCGCGAUCGGCGCUAG